Molecule: messenger RNA, 1221 nt
Organism: Mucor velutinosus
Lineage: Eukaryota; Fungi; Mucoromycota; Mucoromycetes; Mucorales; Mucoraceae
Exons: 7
Coding region: 1-1221 (406 amino acids)
Source: RefSeq, a predicted model, not a curated record
AUGCUUAAACAGAUUAGACUGCUUGGAAGGGCCACCCGAGUAAGCCCUCGAUGCUAUUCCACACAAACAGCAUCUCCAAAUGUGUGGGUUGUCACUGAUGGUGGCAUCGAAAGUUCUUUGCAAGCUGUAGCACUAGGAAAGCAGCUAUCAGGAUCCGGCAAACCCAAGGUCAAAACUGUGGUAGCUAGCAAAAAAUUGCAAAUGUUUCCUGCCAUCAUUCAGAAAUACCUCAUUGAGUACAGCGCAUCAAAACACAAAGGCACAUUGAGCAAAUUGCCAUGGUAUUUGACAGCAAAAGAUGAAUCGUUUGAUGAAGCCAAGCCGGAUUACGUUAUUACAAGUGGACAAGAUGCCGUGCCUGCCUGUCUUUACCUGACGAAUGCAGACCAAAACAAGAAAUGCUUUUCGGUCUAUGUGGGGUAUCCCAAUAUACCAUUCAUCAAUUUUGAUCAAGUUGUAUUACCGAAAUACGAAGCCAAUGCGAAAAUGGCUGCUCUUGGUCCACUCGCAAGGCAAAAGAAUGGCAUUAUCACACCAGCACCCUUACUAGAUACAACACCCACUACAUACAAACAACUGGAUCAAAUGAUACCGGCCACAUUUAGCCAAGGAUUUACAACGGUGGUUGUAGGUGGGCACUCUCCGAAUUGCCGCUGGUAUUCGGAAGAUGCAGUUAACCUAGCUGAUAACAUCAAGCGCAUGGUCAAGAACCUCAAUGACAAGGUAGUGGUCGUGUAUACAGACAGAACACCUCCGCUAGUCAAAGACAAGAUGAACAAACGCUUCGCUGAAUUAGACAACACACAAGCAUCCGUAAUAACAUGGGAUUCCACGUUGGAGCCAUCCACAAUGAACAAGCUAACAUCCUAUGAAAACAUUAUACACUUCUCACAACGUGUCGUGCUGACAGCAGAUCUGGAUUAUGCCUGUGCGCAUGCUAUUUCAAAAGGGAAACCUGUCUAUGUCACAUUCGGUGGCCAAUGUAGAUCCUAUCUAUCUCACUUUUACCGUUGGAUCUAUGAUGCUCAUUUAGCCAGGAAGCUGAGACUGGAGCGUCAUAAUCACCGGUCUACAGUGGAGGAUGCCUACAGCUACCUAGGAAAUCAUGUUACGUGGGGCAAUGCGGCCAAAGUGUUUCAAAUGAAGCACACCAUGUCAUAUGUCAAGAGUGAAAUUGUGGAGAUUAGAGCUGAAAAGGUUACUGGCAAGAGAAGGAAAUAA